This is a messenger RNA of Sardina pilchardus (European sardine), 2049 nucleotides long. RefSeq lists its product as uncharacterized. Gene Ontology annotation, biological process: cell surface receptor signaling pathway; cellular response to lipopolysaccharide; immune response. The transcript has 7 exons. The record is from RefSeq and is a predicted model, not a curated record. Gene Ontology annotation, cellular component: external side of plasma membrane. The coding region runs from base 235 to 978 and encodes 247 amino acids. Lineage: Eukaryota; Metazoa; Chordata; Actinopteri; Clupeiformes; Clupeidae.
UUUGUUGUGAAUAUUUCCAGUAACACCAGUUUGGUCAGUUUGGUCAGAGAAAAUAAACAGGAGGAAGGGAUAUGUUUAACUAGAGCUACACGACUCGAUCUAAUAUGUCUCCUCUUUCUCCUGGUUGAGCCAGUCACCUUGGAAGAGUCUGUAGAGGGAUAUGUGGGAGGUGACGCUGCUCUGCCAUGUUCACACGGUGGCCCUGAUGCCCCUGUUACUUUACCCAACCAAAACAUGACAUUUCUGUGGCAUUUUAAAGGUAGCAAGAAUGUGUACAAGUUUAUGAAGGCGAAACCCGUCUUGUUUGACCAAGACAAACAGUUCAUAAACAGGACAAGCCUCUCAGCUCCUCAGAAAGGCGACUUCUCUCUCAAGUUGACAAAUCUGAGUGAGGCUGACAAUGGGAAAUACACAUGCUCUGUUCCUCCUGUUCGAAACGAGUUUCACAAUCAACAUGUACGGCUAACUGUCAAAGAAGCAGAGUCACCUAAGCCCAAGAUAGACCCUGGCAACAGCAGCAGCAUCAUGAUACUACUCCUUUUCAUAGUACUCCUGUUGUUCCUGAUUGAACAAGUCACCCUGGAUGUGUCUUUUGAGGGAUAUGUGGGAGGUGACGUUGUUCUGCCAUGUUCACACGGUGGUGAUACAUUUGUGUGGGAGUUUGAAGGUAGCAAGAAUGUAUACAAGUUUAUUGAGGGGAAACCGGUCACGUCUGGCCAAGAUGAACAGUUCAAAGACAGAGCAACUCUCUCAGCUCCCCAGAAUGGCAACUUCUCUCUCAAGUUGACAAAUCUGAGUUUGGGUGACGGUGGGAGAUACACAUGCUAUGUUCUUCCUGAGUUUUCAAAAGAUGUACUGCUGACUGUCAAAGUGCAACCGACAACUAAGCCCAAGAUAGACCCUGGCAACAGCAGCAUCAAGAUAGGUCCACAGAAAACUGUUUUCAUAUUGAUUGUGAUGUUGAUCCUGUCUAUAUGAAGUUGUAUCUGUCUUGUCCUAUAUAGCUCUCACGAGUCUUCAUGAGUGAAUCAGUAUGAUUUCCAUAAUGCAAUGAAGUCAAGAAGAAAUGUUGUCUCAAUAACAGCUGCCUGCUGCUCAAAUAGAGCCAUCUUAUAUCUCCUCAACUGCCCAAACUGGACACACACACACACACACACACACACACACGCACAGUAUAGUUUUGUGGCAAUCGAGAGAGUGAGAUUACACCAACACCAAUACCACAGAGACAUGUAAAUAUAAAUAAAAAGCUAACUUAACAUCCACACAGCCAAAAAAAAAACCCACCACCCCACACAUACUAAUCCCCCCCCUCCCCCCCCCCCCCCCCCCCCCACACACACACACACACACAUACACUUACUAUCUUUAUUAGGAUCACAGAAUAUUUUCUCUGCCAUCAUCAGUAUCAAACCUUUUCUAAAACACAUUAAAGUCUUUCACUCUCUCUUGUUCAUUACACACAUUGAGUUCACUUUCCCCCUGUUCAGGUUAGAUGAAGAUAUUAUGACUGAAUAUGCGUUUGCACUGUUUUGUUGUGUUUGCUUCAUUGUUGAAAUAUGAAUUUAUUAUUAUGUUGAGUUACUGCUUUUAUUUAUUCCUUGUCCCUCUGUAUCUCCUCUGUGUCACUCUACAUGUAUAUUCAUUUCACCAUCACUCACACUCUGAAUGACCAUUUAAUUUCUGAUAUGAUCAGAGAUUACUGUGUGCCUUAGGUACAGUUAGGCCUUAAUAACCAAGUUGUUACAGGAUAAAGUUGUUACAGGAUAAAAUUGUUACAUGUGUGGUCAGACCAUUGGCGCUUCAUUUAUGGAGAGUAAUAUCAAAUAUGCUAUAAAGAUGUUCAAAGUUACAGUUGUUAUUGGAAAUCUGUAAAGAAAGAAAAUGAAGUAUGAAAAUGAAUAAAAGGACAUUGUUGUCUUACCGUGUAGCACUAGUUAAACAUACCCCUUCUUCCAAUGUUAAUUUGAGUUGAGCCAAGUUGUUGCAUUUGGAGUGCAACAUAGGGCUUACAUUUGCAGUGCCUUACUAGUAUCACUGAAAUAAACA